AUGACAAGUGGUGUCUUUUUUUUAGUAAUUCUUUCUUUACGUCGUAAAGCGAUGACACUAUGGAGUUAUUACAAAGUGAAACUUACUUUACAAUCUGAAAAAGAAGUGGAUUUGGAUGCCGCCCAAGAAUUUCUAAUGGAGAAUCUUCCAACAGACUCUCUGGUAUCAUAUGAUAAAGAGCCAAUUAAAAAUGCAACAGAAAGAAUCUAUUCUAUUGUUGAAUCAAAUGAAAAGACUUCAUGGCACGAUAAAGUGAAGUCUGCUGUAGAAACGCUGGAAACCUGCCUAGAAAGAUAUUCUUUAAAUGAAAUUGCUGUUGGUUUCAAUGGUGGAAAAGAUUGCACAGCACUUUUACAUUUAUUUUGGGCUGUAGUGAACAAGAAAUAUCCAGAAAAGACUGAAUUAUUACAAGCUUUAUACAUCCGAAGCAAAAUGUCAUUUCCAGAAGUGGAGGAAUUCAUUCAAAAAUCAAAAAAGAAAAUGGUAUACCAUCUUACAAUGCUUCAUUUUGAUGGCAAAAUCAAAGAUGCUCUUGCAGAACUGAAAAUACAGUACCCUGAAGUGAAAGCUGUUUUGAUGGGAACGAGGAUUACAGACCCACGUUGUGAACAUCUUAAACCUUUUGCUGAAACUGACCCUGGCUGGCCAUCUUACAUGAGAGUCAAUCCAUUACUUGACUGGACAUACAAUGAUAUCUGGUUAUUCCUUCGUACACUGUGUGUGCCAUAUUGUACCUUAUAUGAUCUUGGUUAUACAUCAUUGGGUUCCAUGAAUAACACACACCCCAAUCCUGUUUUGAGGUUUGUUGAUAAUCAUGGAGUAGUUAAAUUUUUGCCAGCAUACAAACUUACUGAUCCUUCUAAAGAAAGAGAUGGACGAAAUGUCUGA
Acanthosepion pharaonis is the source of this 888-nucleotide messenger RNA. The record is from the annotation of a GenBank genome assembly. NCBI's taxonomy places the organism in Eukaryota, Metazoa, Mollusca, Cephalopoda, Sepiida, Sepiidae.